Messenger RNA from Nymphalis io (European peacock), 515 nucleotides. RefSeq names its product protein kish-A (gene ksh). The coding region runs from base 209 to 427 and encodes 72 amino acids. NCBI's taxonomy places the organism in Eukaryota, Metazoa, Arthropoda, Insecta, Lepidoptera, Nymphalidae. The transcript has 3 exons. The record is from RefSeq and is a predicted model, not a curated record. Gene Ontology annotation, biological process: intracellular transport; protein secretion.
AAAGUUGUCAUAGGUAUUCCUUAUUGAGAAUUGAAUAUUUAUUAAUAUUAAUAAAUAUCUAAAACCCUAUUUCUGAUUUUGUUUUUUCUGAAUGACUAACUUAACAAGGAAUUGAGUAUAAUUUUUAAAUAUUUUACUAUAGUAAUUCUCAGUAAUUUAAGAAGUACAUUAAAACAUUUUGAUACUAUAAUAUUUAUAUCAAGUUAACAUGAGUGCAAUAUUCAACUUUCAAAGUUUACUAUCAGUAAUAUUACUCUUAAUAUGCACUUGUGCCUACUUGAGAUCCUUCUUUCCUAGUAUCAUAGACAGGAAUAAAACUGGGCUUUUUGGAACCUUCUGGAAAUGUGCACGAAUUGGUGAACGUAAAUCUCCCUAUGUGGCCACUUGUUGUGUUAUAAUGGCUUUCACAAUACUUUUUCUAACAUAAAUACUAGAUCAUGAGUAUCUAAGACACCAAAUAAAACAGGAUAAUUUAAUAUACUAUGAUGAAUAAAUAAAACUUUUUGUUUAUUUUA